AUGUCGGUUAAAACAACAGUCCACGAAUCCCUCCCAUACAUCGACCGCGAACCCACACCCGCUCAGCGCGCCGCAGCGCAAUCUCUCAUCGACGCUGACCUAUCCUCUACCACCUCCUCAGAACCAGCCGUGCCCCAUCCUUCUCUUCCCGCCGCCUACACACCAGCCUUCACUCCCCUGCUAACCCAAGAACUCACCCGCGCCGCCACAGGCGAACCCCUAAAAGCCAUCGACCUACACCGCUACGAGACCCUCGAACUCCCCUCCUCUUCUUCCUCAUCAUCAUCACCCUCCCUUCCCGAGCUCCAAUCCCUCCUCGCAAAAGCCUACACCCAAAACACGUACCUGCGCUCGCGAUACACUCACCUGAGCCUGCUGGACAGCUUCGGCAAGAAUGCCUGGCUCGUAGGCAACUGGCAGACGGAGAUGGAGCUACAGAUGCUCGAAAAGGAGCUUGCUGACGCGAAGCGCGAUAUUGAUUUGGUCAAUAUUGGGCGGAAGCGGAUGCAGGAGGAGCAUGGGGAGGAGCUUAAGGGGUUGGAGGAGACGUGGAAGAGGGGCGUGGGGCGGGUGUUGGAGACGGAGGUCGCGGCGCAGCAGUUAAGGGGAGAGAUCUUGGAGAAGAGGAGGUCGGGAUAUUCUUGA
Molecule: messenger RNA, 645 nt
Organism: Pseudomassariella vexata
Lineage: Eukaryota; Fungi; Ascomycota; Sordariomycetes; Amphisphaeriales; Pseudomassariaceae
Product: Pre-mRNA-splicing factor SPF27
Exons: 2
Coding region: 1-645 (214 amino acids)
Biological process (GO): mRNA processing
Cellular component (GO): Prp19 complex; catalytic step 2 spliceosome; precatalytic spliceosome
Source: RefSeq, a predicted model, not a curated record